CUCUCUCACACCAAGAUGUCUUGCUACGACCUGUGCCCACCAAAAACCAGCGUCGCCGUGCCCCAGCCCAUUGCUGAGAGCUGCAACGAGCUGUGCGCGCGCCAGUGCCCCGACUCUACGGCCUUCAUCCAGCCACCGCCCGUCGUCGUCACCUUCCCCGGCCCCAUCCUCAGCUCCUUCCCCCAGCAAGCCGUGGUGGGCUCCUCCGGAGCACCCGCCUUUGGCGGCUCCCUGGGGCUGGGGGGCCUCUACGGCGCCGGGGCCACUCAGGGCUCGGGGGGCCUCUGCACCUUUGGCAGACCCUACGCUUCUCCUGCCUGCAACCCCUGCGCCUUGCCCCGCUACAGCAGGAAGCUCUGGGACACCUGUGGGCCCUGCUAA
Molecule: messenger RNA, 381 nt
Organism: Lagopus muta (rock ptarmigan)
Lineage: Eukaryota; Metazoa; Chordata; Aves; Galliformes; Phasianidae
Product: scale keratin-like
Exons: 1
Coding region: 16-381 (121 amino acids)
Cellular component (GO): intermediate filament
Molecular function (GO): structural constituent of cytoskeleton
Source: RefSeq, a predicted model, not a curated record